UUCCUGAACCUCAAUAGCGCUUCAUCUUCUUUCUUUUUAUCAGCUACCGACAUCUCAUGACCCCCUUUCUUCUUCUUUCUAUCGGCCGCCAUACAGUAAGAAUAUACGCUUUCCAGCAAAUCCAUCUCUUCACUUCUCAUAACGCUUGUCAAACAGUUAGUAGGCUAAGUUUUUGAUAACAUUUGAGUUCUACGGCAUCGCCUACAUCGAUAUAAUCAGAGCAAAUUUGAGUUUGUUCCUCCAAUAAAUGAACUAACACGAGAAAUGAUAAAAUCUGAGUUGAAUGAGAAGUGGAGGCAGUGGAAGGGUGAUCUAAAGGCAAUGGCAUAUGAUCCGAGUAAAACAGAAGAAGAAGUUGCAUCAACAAUACCUGAUAGUAGGGUUGACAAAGAUCAAUAUCGUGAGUUGGUUCAUUAUUGGUUCUCCGAUGAUGGACAAAAAAUAAGUAAAAUUAAUAAGCAAAAUCGUGCCAAGUUUGAAGAUGUCCAUUGCAUGGGUACAAAAAGUCUCCCAAAAUUUAUUGAUGAAAAGAUGAAAAAGAGCAAAGGAGUGUUACCUAAUCGUCAAGAGAUUUAUGUCGAAACUCGAACUCGUAAAGAUGGAUCAAUUGUCAAUGAAAAAGCUGCAAAAUUGAUUGAAGAUCUAAACAAGUAUAAUAAUGAGGUUGGGCCAUCUCAAUCAACCCAAAAUAUGCAAGGUUCUAUGCCUUGGAAGGAUGAUACAUUUUCUAAAGUACAAGGAGCUGCAAAGAAGGGACGUGUGCGGUGUAUGGGCAAGUUUCCUAAAUCUAAAAAAUCAAAGGUUUAUGUGUCUGAAAAUGAAGAGUUACGUGAUAGAGUUAAGCAUAUGGAGGGUUUGUUAGCAAAUGUCAUUACCUUAAUUCAAAAUAAAUUUUCUGGACAAGAUGUGAAUGACAUCAUACAAGCAGCUAGCCAGUUUCCUGAUGCUUCUAGUGCUCAUAACCAUUUGAACUCUCCAAGUCAAGACAAUAAUGAAGAUCAUGAAAAUGGUGAGGAUUAAAAGUUAUAAUGGGAGACUUGAUAAACACUUGAAGAUGAAAGUCAAAGGCUAUGAAGUGGACACAAUUUUUUGUUUGUUUCGAACUUGUAUGCUUAUUUUAUGACUAUAGAAUUAUCUUUUUUGUUAUUAGUAUAAUUCUCUAGUACUUUAAAUUGACAAGAUACAACUAUUAUUAAUAUUA
This is a messenger RNA of Vicia villosa (hairy vetch), 1201 nucleotides long. RefSeq lists its product as uncharacterized. The transcript has 7 exons. NCBI's taxonomy places the organism in Eukaryota, Viridiplantae, Streptophyta, Magnoliopsida, Fabales, Fabaceae. Bases 265 to 1020 code for a protein of 251 amino acids. The record is from RefSeq and is a predicted model, not a curated record.